AUGCCGAAAAGAUCUGAACUUAGUUCUGAACAGCGUCUAAGAAUUAAGAUUUUACAUGAACAAGGCAUGUCUCAGCUUAAAAUAGCCCGAGAAGUGAAGUGCUCGCGAUGUGCAGUUCAAUAUGCUAUAAAUCGCUUCAAAGAGACUGGCACCCAUGAAAAUAGACCAAGAACAGGCAGAAGAAAAGUUACUACUGAACGGAAAGAUCGAUUGUUGAUUAGGCAGUCUCUACAAAACAGGAAAAAAACUGCUUUAGAGCUCGCUGCAGCAUUAUCUGAGGCAAAAUUCAGCUCAGUGAGUGUUUAUACUGUGAGAAGAAGACUUCUUAAAGCUGAAUUAAAAGGAUGUAAAGCAAGGAAGAAGCCGUGGCUGUCAGAACACAAUAAGAAAAAUCGGUUGGAGAGGGCACUCAAACAUAGAGAUUGGUCAGUGGAAGAUUGGUCCAACAUACUGUGGUCAGACGAAUCUAACUUUGAGGUGUUUAGAACACCCGGUGUGACUUAUGUUAGGCGAAGGGUUGGCGAAGAAUGUGUGGUUCCCACUGUUAAGCAUGGUGGAGGCUCAAUAAUAAUCUGGUGCUGCAUGGCUGCCGACGGAAAGGGCGAAAUGGUGUUGUGUGAGGGACGAAUGAAUAGUGUUAAAUACACUGAAGUUCUGGAAACAGCACUAGCAACGUCGAUAACGCAAAUUUUCGGUGAUACAAACACCGAUGGCCUGAAAUUUCAGCAAGACAACGCCACUUGCCACAAGUCCGCGCAUACCAUGAAGUGGUUUGCUGAAAAUCAUAUUGAUCUUUUGGACUGGCCACCACAAUCACCAGACCUCAACCCCAUUGAGCAUAUUAUGACCAUUUUAAAGAAAAAUAUCCGCAGGCACUCAAUUAGCAAUAAACAAGCUCUAUUGGCCGCGUUACAGCAGGAAUGGAAAAAUAUAUCAAGAGAAGAAUGUUUCAGGCUGGUAGAGUCAAUGCCAAAAAGAGUGGCUGCGGUUAUUAAGUCAAAAGAUAUAAAAGGCGCCGUUGGUCCUGGCGGGGCGGUGUUGGAGCGAAACGCGUCCUUAGACAACGUGCGAGCACCGAGAGGAGAUCGACAGGACUACGAUAAGACUAAAGAGAUCCUGGAACGUAUGAUCAAGUACUGUACCCAGGGCAACACGGCGAGGGAGGGGGGCGACUCGAGACCGCGGAGACACGAACAGAGGCUACUGAGGAAUAUAGGAGUACAUAAUGUAGUGCUGGACCUGCUGCAGGUGCCACACGAUGAGGACGACGCUGCUAUGGACGAGCUGCUGGGCCUGGCGCACGAGUUCCUCCAGCACUUCUGUCACGGGAACACGCAGAACCAGGCCAUACUACACAAACACCUGGAUCUGUUCCUCAACGCUGGAAUCCGCGAAGCCCAGACGGUGUGCUCGAUAUUCGAAGAGAACGAGAAGGUCGCCGCGCACUUCGUACACUGCAUCGAAUCCCGCGGACGGAGGCCCGCCUGCCUCAAGUUUCUGAGAACUAUAGUACGAGCGGGACCUCACCAUAUACGGAGGAGCCAGGACCUGGUCAUGCAAGAAAUGCUGAAUGCCGGCGAGGACGUGCUGGUGUUCUACAAUGAUAAAGUACUCUUCAACUACUUCAUCAAAAUGAUGAGGGAGUACAAACAGACGGGAGAGAUGCCUGAAGCUCUCACGUACCACAUAGACCUCAUAAAGCUGUUAACAUGCUGUACCCUCGGGAAGAACGUGUACACGGAGAUCAAGUGUCACAGUCUGCUGCUACUAGACGACAUAGUGGCCAUGAUCACACACCCUGACUGUAUACCAGAGGCCAAUCACACUUAUACAUAUGUAACAUACAUCCAUGUAGCUGAAAUCGUGGUAGUAAUUAAUACUAUCGCAACUUAG
Messenger RNA from Danaus chrysippus (African queen), 1893 nucleotides. The record is from the annotation of a GenBank genome assembly. Lineage: Eukaryota; Metazoa; Arthropoda; Insecta; Lepidoptera; Nymphalidae.